CAACGUAAUCGAUAUGACGACACCAGCUUUAUAAAUGAAAGGUGCCGUUGUCCGAACCACCAGUUGAACUUCGCAUUUGUGAAACGUUCGGCUUCAGUGUGGGCCAACGUUGACCUCAAUAAAACAUCGAGUAUUUGUAGUAAACAGUUAGUUUCGCGCAAGUAGUGUCAGUGAUUAUAUAAAAAUGCCCUGUCCGUUCGUGGGGUCACUCAGCCAAGCCUUCGUAAGGAACUACGGAGCGACUCUACUGAAGCAGUAUGGGAGCUACUGCCCGAUAAUGUCUCGCGGAUUCCGUUCUCUCGGCAAUGACGAGACAAAAUGCCCCUUCAUCCAGGAAAACUCCAUCGUAUCCGAAGCGCCCAAGGAGAUGAGCGAGGACAUCGUGGACCGUUCGCCGUACCAGUACGACAACUUCUUCCACGAUCAGAUUAGCGCGAAGAAGAGGGAUUACUCGUACCGUGUGUUCAGAAAAGUAUCGCGCCUGGCGGCUGAGGGCGCCUACCCCUCUGCGUUGGAGGGCGCGGAUAACCGACGGGUCACAGUGUGGUGCGCCAAUGAUUACCUCGGCACCUCUCGCCACCCCGUCGUGCAGAGCGCCGCCAUUUCCGCCAUACAGGCUUAUGGCACCGGCGCUGGUGGAACCAGGAACAUCGCAGGGAACUCACAGAUGACUGAGCAACUGGAGGCCGAGAUAGCCAAACUCCAUAACAAACCAGCAGCACUAGUGUUCAGUUCCUGCUUUGUAGCAAAUGAUGCUACUCUCUCUACUUUAGCGAGAAUUCUACCGGGCUGUGUUGUUUACUCGGAUGCUGGUAAUCAUGCCUCAAUGAUUCAAGGGAUACGGAAUAGUCGAGCACCGAAACAUAUAUUCAGGCACAAUGAUCCGUCGCACUUGCGGAAACUACUCUCCGAAUCGCCUGUUGGCACACCGAAGCUAGUCAUAUUUGAGACUGUUCAUUCCAUGAGUGGAGCAAUUGCUCCCUUAGAAGAGAUGUGCAAUAUAGCACAUGAGUAUGGAGCUUUAACUUUCGUGGACGAGGUUCAUGCUGUAGGGUUGUAUGGGAAACAUGGUGCAGGUAUCGGGGAGGAGAGAGGUCUACAGGACAAGAUAGAUAUAGUAUCUGGGACACUCGGGAAGGCGUACGGGAAUGUUGGGGGCUAUAUAGCCGGGUCCGCGCUGCUGGUGGACACGGUGCGGUCACUGGCGCCCGGGUUCAUCUUCACGACGGCGCUGCCACCGCCCGUGCUCGCGGGGUCGCUGGCUUCCAUCCGACUGCUGGCCAGUGAGGAAGGCCAGACGCUACGCGCGCGUCACCAGGCUAUGGUGCGCUAUCUCAAGCUGUCGCUGUUGGUGGCGGGGCUGCCGCAGCUGCCGUCCGUCAGCCACAUUGUGCCAGUGCCGGUGCGUGGCGCGGACCGCGUGGCGGCGGUGGCCGACAGCCUCAUGCAGCGCGGCCACUACGUGCAAGCCAUCAACUACCCUACGGUGGCGCGCGGCACGGAGCGCCUACGGUUCGCCCCAGGGCCCUUCCACACGCCGCAGAUGAUCGAUGAUCUGGUGGCGGCGCUCACGGACGCUUUCCACGAAAACGACAUCGAGUUCAACCAGUUCAUGAAGAACGGCACCUGCCGCGAAUGCAGCAUGGAGUACAAGAUGGAGUCUCCGUUCGAGGAGCUCAUGAAACAUCCCAUGCGCGUCGCGUAGUCGCCUUCUUUCCGAACCGACCACUGCCUCGAUCCUAGUUAACUGUUUUUAUGAAUGCAAUGAAAAUGACAAAAAAAUGUUAAGCGAUGUCGUAUAGUUUAUUUGGAUUAUUUUAUUAUUUAUGGUUGAUGGUUAGGGGAAAUUAAAGACGUGGUAUGAGA
This is a messenger RNA of Pectinophora gossypiella (pink bollworm), 1866 nucleotides long. RefSeq names its product 5-aminolevulinate synthase, erythroid-specific, mitochondrial (gene Alas). Gene Ontology annotation, cellular component: mitochondrion. NCBI's taxonomy places the organism in Eukaryota, Metazoa, Arthropoda, Insecta, Lepidoptera, Gelechiidae. Gene Ontology annotation, biological process: hemoglobin biosynthetic process; erythrocyte development; heme biosynthetic process. The record is from RefSeq and is a predicted model, not a curated record. The transcript has a single exon. Bases 185 to 1705 code for a protein of 506 amino acids. Gene Ontology annotation, molecular function: 5-aminolevulinate synthase activity; pyridoxal phosphate binding.